AUGGCGAACUCCGAGGCUGGGACAGGUAGCGAUGCUGCACAAGCAUCGGGAGGUGAGUACGAAGUAUUCCUGAGUUUCAGAGGACCCGACACUCGUCAUGAAUUCAUAGACUUCCUCUACCAUCACUUGAUAGAUGCCGGAGUCCGUGUAUUCAAGGACGAUACUGAGCUCCGUGUGGGCGAAGUGAUUAGUAAGGAACUUCAAAGUGCUAUCAAAAAGUCCAAACUCUAUAUACCCGUUUUCUCUCGGACUUAUGCUUCCAGUAAAUGGUGCCUCCUUGAGCUUACGCUCAUGGUAAAUAAUGUGUCCAUGUUGAAGGGUGAAAAGACUAUCCUUCCAAUUUUUUUGGAUGUGGAACCUGCCGAUCUCAAACUUUAUACUCCGUUGUAUAAGAAUGCUUUACGGAAGCACAGGCGGCGGUUUCCCAGCAAAGUCAAGGCGUGGACAAAUGCACUUGCAAAGGUUGCUGAAAUCAGCGGAUGGAACGUGAAAAAGGAUCAAAGCAAAGCAGAGAUUGUCAAAUUGGUUGUUGGGGCGGUAUCGGAGAGGCUGAGGAUAAAGGAAAUAUUAGUAAGGGAACAUUUAUAUGGACUUGACAAUCAGAUAAAACACUUGACCGAGUUUUUAGAUGUCCACCAUCGUGAUGUGCGGCUCAUUGCAAUUUAUGGAAUGGGUGGCAUGGGUAAAACAACUAUUGCCCAGGUCAUCUUCAACCUACUACAUUCCCAUUUUGGAGAGUGUUGUAGCUUCCUGGAGAACGUUCGAGAAAGAUCGUCGACCAAGGAGGAUAUAGUCCGGCUGCAGAAGAAAUUACUAUUUGACAUUGUUCGUUCAAGAUCUAUAGACCAAUUCGACGAUUGGGAACGAGGAAAGACAAAUAUUGAAGAAACACUCCGCACUAAGAAGGUCCUUUUGGUUCUGGAUGACGUUGCUGACGACCAGCAUAUUAAGAAUCUAUUGGGAACUUAUUCAUUCUAUUCAGGAUCUCGUAUAAUCAUUACAACGAGAGACCAAACUAUUCCAGCAGUUGAGGGAUUUAAAGGUGAAAUUCUACGGUAUGAGAUGCAAAAGAUGGAUAAUGGUCCCGCACUUAAGCUUUUUUGUCGGCAUGCAUUUAAUGAAGACUUUCCUCCGGAUGAUUAUCGCGAACGGUCCAAUAAAAUUGUCUCGGGUAUAGGAGGGCUUCCUCUAGCUAUUCAAGUGAUAGGUUCGUUACUUAAAAGGAGAGACGAAGCACUUUGGAAAGAGACCUCAGACAAUUUAAAGAAUACAUCUGAGGGAGAGAUUCUAAAAAAGCUGAGGAUUAGCUAUGAUGAUCUAGACUUGGUUCAGAAAAUCAUUUUUCUUGAUAUAGCAAGCUGUUUUGUCAAUGAGAAGAAGUCUGAAGCAAUUUACAUGUGGACCAGCCAUCCAUUAAAUCCCGUAAAAGGAAUUAAAGUCCUUAUAGAGAGGUGCUUGAUAAAGAUAUUGAACAAUGAUGAGUUGUGGAUGCAUGAUCAAUUAAUAGCACUAGGAAGACAAAUUAUCCGUGACGAUAGUCAAGGUAACCUUGAAGAGCAAAGUAGGUUGUGGAUUGCAGAAGAGGCUCGAGUAAUCAUAAGAAACACAGCGAGGAAGAACAAAGUUCAAGGGCUUCAGAUUGAUGGACUGGAUGACUCCAUAGAGAUUACAAAUGAAGAGUUUCAAAGGUUAGAAAACCUAAGAUUCCUCAAGUUAGGCAAUGGAACUUAUUCUGGGGACUUUGAAAAGUGUUCUUCAAAUUUGAGAUGGUUUUCUUGGCAUUCUUAUCCUCUAACUGAUUUUAGAGCAGACAAUUUGGAUUUUGGUCUUCUUGUUGUUUGUAAACUUGAUGAUAUGCACUUCAAGGAUGAUUCAAACGCAUGGGACUGGAUCAAGCGGGCACGGAAUUUGAAAGUUCUAUCUAUUACUUGGUGUCCCAACAUAACGAAAAUGCCAGACAUAUGUAAAUGCUUGGCCUUAGAGAGGUUGACUGUUGCAAAUUGCUACAGGCUAAAGACAAUUGAAAGCUUCAUUGGAUGUCUAAGCUCGUUGAUUGAGUUAAAGAUUGAAAACUGCGAUGGUCUUGCAAAUUUGCCUGAAGAAGUUGGGGCACUAGUGAAGCUUAAGCACUUCUCGUUGAAGGGGUGUAGAGGGUUGGGAGAACUUCCAAAUUCAAUUGGGAAUUUAGCCUCAUUGACAGAGUUAGACUUAUCAAGUACGGGCAUUGCCAAGCUUCCAAACUCUAUUGAAGGAUUGGUGAAACUUGAGUCUUUUCUUCUAAGAAACACGAGGUUAAGUGAAAUUCCCAACUCUAUUGGGAAAUUAGCCUCAUUACGCACAUUGAGUUUAAGGAAAAACGGAUCAUAUCAUCGGUGGCAUGAUUUUUUGCAGUUACCUAGUGGCAUCAACACAUUGGUAAAUCUUGAGGAGCUGGAUCUCUCCGGGCGUGAUGGAUUGGCAGAAAUUCCAAAUGAGAUUGGAAAUUUGUCAUCUUUAAAAAUCCUAAAUUUGGAGGGCACCGAUAUCAGGGUAAUUCCAAGGACAGUAUGCUGGCUUCAUCACCUCGAAACACUCAAUUUAUUGCAUUGCUAUUUGAUUGGAGAGUUGCCAAAGCUUCCCACAAGUUUGACCUGUCUACUUCUUCAAUCUACAUCGCUAUUCUCAAUCCCUGAUCUGUCGAACCUUACUAAUUUGGUUGAAUUACAUUUAAUAUAUGGCUCUCAAUAUACAGGCGUAUUAAAUCUGAACCCAGAAUGCAACUUAAGUUGGAUUGGGAGUUUAUCUAUAUUGAAAAAGUUGCAUUUAUAUCUGAUAAAGGUACAUGCACCUCGAGAGUUGGCUUCUCUUUCUCAUCUAGAAGAGCUUACUUUGAAUGGCCUAGACCUAGAAACCCUACUGCAGCUUCCGUCCUCCCAAUGGAGUUUGAGAAAUUUGUCGACUUUAGAGUUACACGGGUGUGAAGUGGAAGACAUUCAACUCGACAAACUUCCACAACUGAAGAAAUUAACUAUUGGCAAUUGUGAACGGCUUCGGAGACUAUCCAUUUCUUUGGAGUUAAGGAAGCCAAGCCAGGUGAGAGUGACAUCUUGUCCGGCGCUAGUUGAGAUACAAGUUGUGGAUCUUGUGAAAUCAUUGGAAUCCUUGAGCGUUUUGGGAUGCGAAUCUCUGACAAGAAUAGGUGGGUUAUCAUGUUCGAAGAACCUGGAGAACCUGUAUAUCCACUCGUGCAAAUCAUUGAGAAGGUUGAUUGAUGCAUCUUGCACAAAUAUACCUGAUGAUUGCCUUGUCAAUAUCCAAUGGUGUGGAGACUUUAUCAAAGCUUCUUCUCCAGCUGGAAUGCCUAUGAAGGGUUAUAGAGAGGAGAUUCUUCUGGACACAUCAAAUAAGGUUGACACUGAGUGGGAGGAAGAUUAUGGGGAGGAGAUGAUGGAGAUGUUUAGAGAGGAAUGGACGACGAAGACUAAUGCACACUCCGAAGAGGACGGGGGUGAGUGGAAAGUUGUAGGUUCUGUUGAGGCCAGGGGAAAUAGGAGGCAAACGAAGGUCGGAUGGACCAGGACCAGAUGUGCUUCGAAACCAGGAACGGAUCCUGCAGAAAGAGGCAGAGCAAGGAGUAUGACUUCAAGUUCAAGAGACAGCAAAGGUUUGAGGUCGGAUAGGGACGCAGCCUCUACUUCAGGGAAGAGCACGGCAUUGAAUUCAGGAAGGGGCAUAGCUUCAAGCUCACGAAGCAGCACGACUUUGAGUUCAGGGAGGGGCAGAGUUUCAACUUCAGGAAUGGGCGCAGCAUCAAAUUCAGGAAGGGGCAUAGCUUCAAGUUCACAGAGCAGCACGACUUUGAGUUCAGGGAGGGGCAGAGUUUCGACUUUAGGAAUGGGCACGGCAUCAAAUUCAGGAAGGGGCAUAGCUUCAAGUUCACAGAGCAGCACGACUUUGAGUUCUGGGAGGGGCAGAGUUUUGACUUUAGGAAUUGGCAUGGCUAAAAUGGGCGCAAGUUUAAGAUCAGGGACAGACAAAGGUUCAAGCUCAGCCAAGGCUGAGCCAAAAAAUCAAAUUCAUGAUAAGAACAACAAGGCAAACACGAACAAGCAGUGA
This is a messenger RNA of Rhodamnia argentea, 4095 nucleotides long. RefSeq names its product TMV resistance protein N-like. The transcript is spliced from 6 exons. Gene Ontology annotation, molecular function: ADP binding. Gene Ontology annotation, biological process: defense response; signal transduction. The record is from RefSeq and is a predicted model, not a curated record. The coding region runs from base 1 to 4095 and encodes 1364 amino acids. NCBI's taxonomy places the organism in Eukaryota, Viridiplantae, Streptophyta, Magnoliopsida, Myrtales, Myrtaceae.